UAUCAUAUUCUUUGCAAAAUAAAGUUUAUACUCUUUCAGUGUAGUGAUCUGAACAAUAACAACCAUGAUUUCUUAUAAAGUUUUUAUGACAUUAACAACUGUUAUAUUUAUAAUAAGCUCUAAAGCUGGUAAUGUAGAAGAUUUUUGGCAACCGGAGAUUCGUUCAAAACAAUUUCUUUUAGUUAUCGAUUAGGCCAUUCUACUGUUUAUCAGAUAGUUAUUGAGACGUGUAGAGCUAUAGUACAUCGAUUAAUGCCUGAAGUCAUGCCACCUCCAACUGAAGAUCGGUGGGAACAAAUAGCUCAAGAUUUUUGGAUGUUAUGGAAUUUCCCAAAUUGCUUAGGGGCGAUUGAUGGGAAGCAUGUCACUAUUCAAGCUCCUCCAAAUAGUGGUUCCAAUUACUAUAAUUAUAAAAAAACAUUUUCGAUUGUUUUACUUGCUUUGGUUGACGCACAUAAUAAUUUCAUAGCGGUUGAUGUAGGCUCAUAUGGGAAAAAUAGUGAUGGAGGCAUAUUAGCUCACUCAAAUUUAGGAAAAGCCUUGGAAAAUAACUCACUGAAAAUUCCAGAAUCUAAAACACUUCCAGGAACUAACAACAAAGCGCCGUUUGUUAUAGUUGGAGAUGAAGCGUUCCCUCUCAAAACCUAUUUAUUAAGACCGUAUCCUGGAAAACAAUUGGAUUGCUUUGAUAAAAAAAUUUACAAUUAUCGUUUAUGUAGACCUCGCAGAGUUGUGGAAAACACUUUUGGAAUUUUGUCGCAAAAAUUUCGUCUUUACAAUCGGAGAAUCCAAUCUAAGCCAGAAAAUGCAGAUUUUAUUAUUUUAGCAACAUGCGUUCUUCAUAAUUUUAUUAGACGUGACUGUCGUGCUACAAGUUUCUUACAACACAAUGAUCCUCCUACUAUAAGCAGUGAACUACAAAAUAUACCUAUGCAAGGUGGCAGUGCUCGUCAAGCAGCUUUUGAAGUAAGGGAAUUAUAUAAAGAUUUUUUUAAUUCACCAGCUGGUUCUGUACCGUGGCAAAAUGAUAAGGUGUCAAAAUGA
Molecule: messenger RNA, 1044 nt
Organism: Metopolophium dirhodum (rose-grain aphid)
Lineage: Eukaryota; Metazoa; Arthropoda; Insecta; Hemiptera; Aphididae
Exons: 2
Coding region: 253-1044 (263 amino acids)
Source: RefSeq, a predicted model, not a curated record